AUGCACUCGCCACAAGCUUUUGUCGCUCCGAACGCCUCUGUCUCCUCCCCCGGCCCUCUAGCACCAUCGUCGGCCCUCUCUCCGCAGAUCGUCAUUCCAAAGUCCUCCCUCGCUAAUCCCCAUUCGCGCGCCGCAUACCCUGAGCAAUACCUCCAGCAGGGCCACCCAUAUCGACGGGCCCCUACACAUAAUUCACCGGCCCCUUCAUCCACACCCACGCCCACGUCGACGUCCACCUACCAGGGCCAUAUUGCCUCCACUAUCGCCUCCUCCGCCGUCGUCGCGCAACAGCAGUCCACCUCACCACCUCCCUUCUUCUCCGCCCGCACCUCGUCGCUGCUGCCACCGCCUCACCUCACCGCGAAGCGAUCCAGCCCGACCACGCCGACCGCACACAUCCCGCCCGCCCUCCAGUCCAACCCCAAUGCCAACUACCCCUAUGCGGACCUGCCGCCGCUGAGCGAGACUGACCCUUCGGCUUCCACCAGGCGGCCGUCGCGGUCCAGCAGCGUCAGCGGCGUAGCCGGCGACAGCAUCCGCAACCUCAACCGCUGGUCGGCCUCUACCACCUCCAGCCACGCUUCCAACCCGGCCUUCCAGCGCAACAUCCCGGCCGGUGGCCGCCGCAUGAGCGUUGACGCCGUCGCGCUCCAGGCUAGAUCCACGACAGCUCCUCCCCCUCCUUCCUACGCCGCGCCCACCUACAACUCUCCCCGAAAGCUUCAAAAGUCGCGACGUCCGUCGACCGCGUCUGGCGACUCUCCACGCGCUCCUGCAUCUGCGACGACUGCCCGACCGUAUUCGCCCGCCCCAAUCGGCCCUCUCGAAUCUCUUCCUCCUAUCGUGGCCCUUCCCUCCCUAGAACAAGAGGUACGCGCCGGGACACCUUCGCUUGCUGACCGCUCUUUGGCGAACCGGCCUCCACUGCUGCGGCAAGCUAGUGCAAACGCCAGUGAUCUGUCAGGACAUGCCACAUCAACCAGCAGAGGCUCCGAAUCCGCAACUGUAGAAGAACCCGCGUCACCCAGGUCCAGGAUGCAGAUGAGGGCAGUGGCUGGGAACGCAAUGGCCAUCGAUCGCAAUGGCGACGGCAAGGGUCACGCCAGGCAUAGGUCGCAGGGCGGCAAGGGCAGCUCCGACUCGGCCAAGAACCGUGAACGGUCCAAACCUUCGCAGAAAGCUAUGCUCUCGCGUGCACUCGAAAAGGCCAACACUGCUGUUCAACUCGACAACGCUGGGAAUGUCGAGGGUGCGAGAGCGGCCUACUCGGAGGCUUGUGACCUGUUACAUCAGGUCCUCUUGAGAACUUCUGGAGAUGACGACAGGAAGAAGUUGGAAGAGAUUCGGAAAACAUACACCACACGUAUCGACGAACUUGAUCAGCUCGAAGCUCCCACGAGGCGAGACGGCCGUCCCCUUCCCACGAGACCCGAAAGCCGAACUCGGGGUCCUAACCGAACCAGCGAAGACUCUCAAGAGUGGCCAAGCGGGCUGAGAGGGGAGAUCGAAGCUGCGCUUGAUGAAGAUGAUAUUGACCCGAGGGCUACUGCGUCAAGCUACGCAAUCAAAACAUCGACAGGAUAUAGGAUGAGGCAGGACUCGUCAGUUUCGAUGAAGAACGGACUUGAUGUCCCUAGGACAGGUGCCGCCACCCCCCAGAUGAGGGAUCAGUACUCCCUCCAGUCCUCCUUUUCAAGGUCACCGGGGGGGAGCGAACGCAUGGCCAGGCUUGAUGUUGAACAUCCCAUGCAGAACCAAUAUAUGCCUCCGCCGCUAUCACCUCGACGCCCUCCGUCGCCGAGGAGAACUGUUCAGCCCAGCCCUGAGCACUUCCGUGCGGAUUACUCUAUGACUUCGGAGAGACGACCCUCGGUAUCAGGCUCUGACAAGGGGCACGCCAAGGCCAACAGUCAGGAGUCGAUAUCAUGGCUGGACCCCAUCGACGAGUCUGGCGGGUCAGACGUCUCGUCUGUCCACUCCAGGUCGGCAUCGAUGGGCGUAAGGAGGAAACACAUACGAGCAGCCAGUGGAGAUACCGAGGCCGAAUUUGACGCUGCACUAGACGAUGCUAUCGAAGCUGCUUAUGACGACGGUUACGAACCUAUGGAUCCUAAUGAGGUUAAUAAGUAUGGUGAUGAUGACGAAGAUGUGGUUGCCAGAGCACUGAAGAAGGUGCAGCUCGCUAGGGAGCGGGUGAAGGAAUCCGAGCGUGAGGCCCUGGCCCUUGCCAACGAACAAGAGAAACGGCUUCGGCAGCAAUUAGAAGAGGAGGAUGACGAGGGCGGGAACUUUUACGAUGGUAACGAGUCGGAAGAGGAGGAGCGGAUGCUGGAAGAGAUGACUACGGGCUAUGCUAUCGAGGAGUUUGCAUUUGGGCUGGGACAGAAGAAACCGGGCUUCCCGCGGGAAUCCGACUCGAGUGAGCUCACGAGCCGCACCUGGCACAGCUCGACCGGGUCCAAUCCGCCCACCGCCACCACCAUCUUGUCCACAGUCAGCGAGAACACGGUCGUUCCUGAUGCUGCAAAGUCAGCUGUGCCGUCCAUACCGCCGCCGCCGCCGCCUGCAUCCUCCCUGCCCAAGUUACCUCCCCAAGCAAAGGGCGCAAAGAGCGCGGCCAAUGCUGAUACAGUUAGGGACCGACGGUUAUCAGGACAAAAUCCUAAGCAGUUAAAGAUCGAAACGUCCAAGAUUGGACCGCCCCCGGGUAGCCUGACUGGACCAGUCUCAGCGGCGCAGCCCAAGGCCGGAGGAUUCAUCGUCCAGCAGAGGCAAGCACUGUCUGCCGGUCCCAACCGCGUGCCGCCUCCGUUCUCCAGACAUGGUCCGUCGCCGGUCCCCGGAGAUAUGGCUCCACCUCCGACCCCGCCGCUCCCUCAAGGCGAAUACGAUCCCCGUUCCGGCUCUCCCUCACUUUCACGGCAAGGGCUACGAAAGAACUUCUCCUCGUCGAGUCUCAAGAGCAUGAAGACUCGCAACAUGUCUCUGUCGAACCUGGACGAUGCAUCGGAUAUGUCACCGGGCACACCUCAUAGCAACCAGUUUGGAGCUGCCUCCAGGCUACCUGCUAUGCCGAACCUUCCGACACCGGUAGCUACAGCUUUCAAGGACAGGAUGAUGACGAAUGGCGGAACGGGUGGCUUGCAUCUCUUCGACAGCGACUUCCACUCGCCCGCCAGCCCCGGAUCGCCCAACCCUCUCUAUGCCGACGCGCCGGUUCCGCUUGAGUCUUGUCCCACGGAUAGCAUGCUGAGACCUUUCUGGCUCAUGAGGUGUCUCUUCCAGACACUUGUCCACCCGCGAGGAGGGUAUAUCAGCAACAAGCUCUUUGUACCGCAGGAUGUCUGGAAGGUUAGGAAUGUCAAGCUCAAGAACGUCGAGGACAAGGUAGCCAACUGCGAUCUGCUUACCGCGGCGCUUAUGAACCUUGCCAAGGUCGAUACCUGCGACGCCGAUGCUGUGCUGGAGGAGAUGCAAUCGCUGGAAAAUGUUCUCGAGCAAGUACAACUCGCCCUCACGCGGAAGCUUGGCAACGAAGUCGGCGUGAACCACACGAGCACGAUGUUCAAAGACGCAUCCUCGGGGCUCGACGCAGAGACGGGCACCAACUCGGGAUCGGCAGCUGCCCGCUCGGGCAGCGUGUCAGGCAAGACGAGCUCCGGGUUCUCGUGGCGGCGGCUGCGGUCCAAGAACUCGUCCUCGGGGCUCAACAGCGGGUACAGCGGCGGCGGGGCCCUGGCGCGCAAGGACAGCAUCCCCGAGAACUCGGCGGCCAUGGCCAGGGAGGCGGUGCUGCCGUCGCUGCCCAUGACGUCGCACCCGACGAGCAGGCCGAGCAAGCGGGACCUGGCGGGCGUGCAGUUCACGGGGCCGCAGGCGCACUACAUGGCGUCGCUGGCGCGGCUGUUUGAUGCUGCGCAGGCUGUUGAUCAAAUCGCCCGCCAAGUCGAGGACCCCGGUCUCCGCCACGCCGAUAAGACGCAAGUUGGCCUCGAGCUGUGCACGCGCCAUGCUGCCGAGUUCUUUGGUUUCUACAUCUGCCGGUUCGUGCUGGCGGACCUAACGAUGCUGUUGGACAAGUUUAUGAAGAGGGGGAGCGAGUGGGUGCUUGUAUGA
Thyridium curvatum is the source of this 4116-nucleotide messenger RNA. RefSeq lists its product as uncharacterized. Bases 1 to 4116 code for a protein of 1371 amino acids. Lineage: Eukaryota; Fungi; Ascomycota; Sordariomycetes; Thyridiales; Thyridiaceae. The transcript has 3 exons. The record is from RefSeq and is a predicted model, not a curated record.